Molecule: messenger RNA, 1647 nt
Organism: Trichomycterus rosablanca
Lineage: Eukaryota; Metazoa; Chordata; Actinopteri; Siluriformes; Trichomycteridae
Gene: tada2b
Product: transcriptional adaptor 2B
Exons: 2
Coding region: 7-1449 (480 amino acids)
Biological process (GO): chromatin remodeling; regulation of transcription by RNA polymerase II
Cellular component (GO): SAGA-type complex; nucleus
Molecular function (GO): transcription coactivator activity; chromatin binding; zinc ion binding
Source: RefSeq, a predicted model, not a curated record
GCCAAGAUGGCGGAGCUGGGUAAGAAGUACUGUGUGAACUGCUUGGCGGACGUUUCGAACCUGCGGCUUCGCUGCACGGACUGCGUGGACAUCGAGCUGUGCCCCGAGUGCUUCUGCGCGGGGGCGGAGAUCGGGACGCACCGCAGAUGGCACGGUUAUCAGCAAGUGGACGGAGGCCGCUUCACUCUGUGGGGUCCCGAGGCUGAGGGAGGAUGGACCAGCAGGGAGGAGCAGUCGCUGCUCGAUGCCAUCGAACAGUACGGGUUCGGGAACUGGGAGGACAUGGCGGCCCAUGUGGGCGCCUCUCGGACGCCUCAGGAGGUGAUGGAGCACUACGUGACCAUGUACAUCCACGGCAACCUGGGCAAGGCGUGCAUCCCCGAGGUGAUCCCGAACCGCGUGACCGACCACACGUGCCCGGGCGGGGCGCCGCUGUCCCCCAGCCUGACCUCGCCGCCGCUGCCGCUGGACCUCACGCCGGCCGAGCAGCAGCAGCUGGGCUACAUGCCCCUGCGGGACGACUACGAGGUGGAGUACGAGCACGAGGCGGAGCUGCUGGUCAGCGGCCUGUCCAUCAACUACGACGACGAGGACGUGGAGCUGGAGAUGAAGCGGGCGCACGUGGACAUGUACGUACGCAAGCUGCGCGAGAGGCAGCGCCGCAAGGACGUGGCGCGCGACUACGGCCUGGUCCCGGCGUUCCUCGGCAAGGAGAAGAAGGACAAGACCGGCGUGGGCGUGGGCGGCGGCGUGGGCGGCGGCGGCGCCGGAACGGCUCCGCCCGCCGCCGGAUCGGCGCCGCCGGGUCCGGGGAAGCGCAAGAUCACCAAGGAGGAGCGCGAGCAGCGGGUCAAGCUGCGGGCGCUCUGCCAGUUCAUGGCGCAGCGCGAGUUCGAGGACUUUUUCGAGAACAUGCACAAGGAGCGCACGCUGCGGGCCAAGGUGCGCGAGCUCCAGAGGUACCGGCGCAACGGGAUCGCCCGCCUGGACGAGUCGACCGAGUACGAGGCCGCGCGGCACAAGCGCGAGAAGCGCAAGGAGAACAAGAGCUCCAAGCGGGGGAGCGGAGGAGGAGGAGGAGGCGGCGCCGGAGGUGGGGCGGGGGCCGGAGUCGGGAUCGGGGGCGGGGCUAACUCGGGAAGCGGCGCCAACGCGGGCGGCGGAGCCGGCGGCAUCAAGGAGGAGGGGAAGGACGGCGAGUUCUCGGCCAUCGAGCACCUGACGGGCUUCGAGCUGCUCUCCGACCGGGAGAAGCUGCUCUGCACCUCGCUGAACUUGAGUCCCAGUCGAUACUUGACGGUAAAAACCAUCAUAAUUAAGGAUCAUCUGCAGAAGCGACAGGGCGCCCCGGCUAAGAGCCGCUUACCGGGGUACCUGGACAAGCUGCUGAAGAGACGCAUCCUGAACUUUCUCACCGAGAGCGGCUGGAUAUCGCGGGACGCCGCCUAGCAUGUUUCUCUCUUCUCUUCUUAACAGGAACUCUUGAUGAUAUCCAGCGCGGUAAAAGGAAAAAGGCUUUCAGAGGAGCGUGUCUGUAUAUAAAUGUAUAUUUUUGCUAUUGAAAGGUCGGUUUGUUUUUUGUAAUUGUUGAUCCUGGAACUGUUAAUAUUUCGUAUGUUUCCUCGUCAAAAUAAAAGCUGGACUCCC